UUCUGGUGUGUAGCUUUUAUGAAGUUUUCGAACUUUGUAUAUUUCUAACUAUUCCCUCAAACCUGACCAUGUCCUACUGGUACGUCAUCUUGGUCUGCCUCCCAGUCCUGGCCUGUGGUCAAGAUCUUAGUGGCGCCGCUGCCGACAUUUUCAACAAGAUCGACUCCAACAACGACGGCAACAUCCAGAGACCUGAGCUGACCGCAUAUUUCACUGCUUUUGACACCAACCAUGACGGUAAAGUGUCCAGACACGAGUACAGCGUCUACGUCACCGACAUCUACGGCCACAGCCCCGAGCUCAACCACCUCCUCCACAGCCUGUUUGACGAACUCGACGUCAACAGCGACCAUCAUCUGGACGGUAUCGAUUACGACAGACAUUUUGUCACCGCCGAUACUGAUGGCAACAACUUGGUCAGUCCUGCCGAAUUUGAAAGAUUUUUCCUCCUAGUGGCGGGCAAUGCAAGUGUCGGCAAGUAAUCGAUUACACGAUAUAUCAAAUUCAGGUGUCGGCAAACCUAAUUGUUCAAACGUGUGGCACCAAACAGCGAGUUGAAUUAAUAUUUUGUCUCUUCUGCAAAUAAAAUAAUCAAAAUAUGGAAG
Messenger RNA from Physella acuta, 605 nucleotides. RefSeq lists its product as uncharacterized. NCBI's taxonomy places the organism in Eukaryota, Metazoa, Mollusca, Gastropoda, Physidae. The record is from RefSeq and is a predicted model, not a curated record. Gene Ontology annotation, molecular function: calcium ion binding.